UAUUCAAUAAAGAUUCAUUAAAUGACGAGAGUAGGUAGUUUACGUAAAGAAAAAUGUUCGAAGUGCUAGUUUCAGAGUAUGCCAAUAACUGAAAAAAUAUGGCUAAUAAAUCUGUCAGAGAAACUCAAAUCAGUGUUAUCGAUGAAGUGGUUUCAUCUCAACCAGAACUUGGUCCCAAAGUACCAGAUGGUGGUUAUGGGUGGGUGGUUUUUGGUGGCACGUUAUUUUUUCAGAUUUUCAUUCCUAGUUUGAUAGUUGUUUACGGAAUAUUGAUGGCUUCAGUUAAAAUAAACAAAAACGUUAACGAUAAGGAUGCACUUUACCUAUGGGAUGACCAAUUAAUAUUUGUUCCCCUACUUCACAUAAUGGGAUGGACUUUAUUUGAUCCUACCGCUAGAAAUUUGAUUUCUCGUAGCCAUUGGCCCAGAUUGGCUGGCCAGGCAGGAAAUUGCUUUACCUGUGCAGGACUGCUCUUCGUUUGGAUGGGAAUGGAAGGAAUUAUCAACAGCUCUGAUCGAAAACUCUUUCUUGUAUUUGCUGGACUUCUUUCUGGAAUGGGAUCUUCGAUACAGACUGCCCAGUGCGAAAUACUCUUAGCACAAUACUUCAAAACGAAGCACCUUCACUUAACCCAUAUAACCCACAUCGUGGUAGCCCUUGGAUUCAUUUUCACCCCAAUUCUGGUCAGCAAUCUGCGCAUGCGAUACGAUAUGUUACAAGUAGUACUCAUAUAUGAAGCAAUCCUCCUGCAGGGUCUUCUACUAAACAUUACCUUCAUAAAACCCGAAUAUUUGAUGAAACUAGUGCGAUAUCACUAUGUUACCGAAAAUCCAGAGGACGAAGAGGAUAUAUUCUCAAAAAGCUUGACAGAACUCAAGAUAAAAACCGAGAACGUUCUGAAGAGAUUCGAAUUGAAAAAUGAAAAUGUGGUAGCUACCACCAGUGACGCAUCGAAAAGCAGGAGGAAAGAUUGGGUUGAAUUCGACGAUGAAGAUGGUACAAAACAGCGAAAAAACUGGGAAACAUUCGAAAAAGAUGAAGAAACUCAAAAUAACCCGACAAAAUAUACGGUAUUAGAAGAAGAAGAACAGGAAGGACAACCAAGCAGUAAUGUGAUUGGUCCAGCACCUCUAUUCAACGAUGUUGGCAAUGUUAACAUGAACAACAGCUAUGCCUUCGAUGACGCUACUGUAGAGGAUGGUCCAAAAAUGUAUCCCACCGUAUUCUCCAACCCACAAGAUACUGCUGGUCUGGAUAUGGCGAAAUACCUGAAGGUUUUGAAGAUGCCCACUUUUUAUAAGUCUCUCCUGACUAUUAUUACUACGAAAUACUCGUUACUAGUGUUUUAUGCGUUGUUCCCUAGUUAUCUUUAUGUUCGCAUAGACGAUUUGAAAUUCAGGAGAAGCGCUUUGAUUAUAGGUUGGUUAUCUAUUGGGGCUUUGGUAUUCUCUGGAUUCUCUUAUAGGUUGAAUGUGACGAAAGAGAAGAGGUCGAUCAUCUUGUUUCUGCUUUGUUGGAUUGGAGCCAACGGAUACUUCUUAAUAGCCAUGUACAGCAACAUUGAGUACAUUAUGAUAUUUGGAGCCUUAGAAGUUGUUCUUAGCAUCGCAAGUUUGCAGCAUAUUGGAGGACCUUUGCUGGGACUAACUAUAAGGGGUGAAAGCAAUAGUGAAUACUUUGUACUGAGUCUAUUGGCUGGACUGUCAUUUUGUCUCUUUUUAUUUCUGGAUAUGACCUAUAAGCGCUGUUUUCUUUUGAUGUCACUUCUCCACAUCAUCACUGGACUUUUAUGGGUUUCAAAUUAUUUUUAUAAAAAAAUUAGAUUGUAGGAUAUUCUGGAUAUUGUAUUUAUUUAUUAAACAUUUCGAACAAACCUAUUACGUUUUACAAUCUCAAAUAAACUGACUUUUAAUAAUGA
Messenger RNA from Harmonia axyridis, 1918 nucleotides. RefSeq lists its product as uncharacterized. The transcript is spliced from 6 exons. The coding region runs from base 99 to 1829 and encodes 576 amino acids. Gene Ontology annotation, biological process: monocarboxylic acid transport. The record is from RefSeq and is a predicted model, not a curated record. Gene Ontology annotation, molecular function: monocarboxylic acid transmembrane transporter activity. NCBI's taxonomy places the organism in Eukaryota, Metazoa, Arthropoda, Insecta, Coleoptera, Coccinellidae.